CAAAGUCAUUUCCUUUAAUUUUUUACACCUAAACCUAAAAACCAAACACCGGCUUGAUGUUCGGAAUUCGUACAGUGAAUCGCACCUACAAUCCAACCAAUUAGGAGAGAAGAUCCGUUUUCGAUUCCAAACAAUUAGAGAAAUUCUAGAAAUUCCAAAAUCUCGGCACGAUUCCUCUUCUUUGCCCGACCCAGAAGAAGAACAUAUGAUUGGGUUGUAAAUUUUGAUGAACCCUAACCCUUUGAAGUUCCGGGUCGUUCGGUCGGAAGUUAUAAGAAUCUCAUAACCUCAAGAAUCAAAAUUUCUCGGUUGGGUUGUGUCUGAAGUCUGGUAUCUCGCUCAUCUUUCAUCUGGGGAAGUUGUAGGUUUUAUGGUUAUAUACGGAGAUCAAUUUAUUGCCUUUUUGCAAAUGUUCAUUCUGAAAAUAUCUUCCUUGUUUGGCAACGCAAUAGUAAAUGGGGGUUGAAGCUGUAAGGAAGUAUUCAAAGUCUGGAAAUAUGGACAAACUUUCAACUCCCCCAGGUUUCGUGUCCCAAACAUCCUUUGUGUUGAAGCAAAUAUCCCAUGAAAGGGAAAGCUCAAGACCGGCCUCCGGGUUUGCUUUGGGACAAGUGGAAAUUACUCUUUCCGAUAUGGCUGAUGCAGAAAGUUUCAAGAGUUGCCUUUGGAACCGACCAUGGAUACUGCCUGAACAGACAAAUCUCAGCUCAGAGGCAUCGAAGUCGCUGAAACACGAGAUGCUGGGGAGACGGUUUCCCAAAGUAAAAAACAGGGAAGUUCUUGAGGAAGCUCCUGUGUUUCACCCGACUGAAGAGGAAUUCAGUGACACAUUUGCAUAUAUAGCAAGCCUGCGAGAGAGGGCCGAGCCCUGUGGAAUCUGUUGUGUUGUUCCUCCUUCCUCAUGGGAACCUCCAUGUCAUCUGGAGGGCAAGAAAAUCUGGGAGCAUUCGGUGUUUUCCACUCAAGUUCAACUCUUUGGUGGUGGUAUUCAAACCGAUAAUCCAGAGGUGAUGAAAGAGGCUAAUUGGGAUGAUAAGAAUGGUGAUGUAUCUAAGAAGGUCCAGUUUUGUAGAAUUGACAUUGGUCCGCAAUAUACUCUGGAUAAGUUCAAGAACUUUGCCGAUGCUUACAAGAAGCAACAUUUUAGCAUGAAGGAUGGGGUUUCGGGUCUAAAGCCAGAAGAGCUGUCUGUGGCAGACAUUGAACAGGAGUAUACACAACUUGUUGAGAAUUCAAAUGUUGAACUCGGGGUGCUUUACGGCAGUGAUCUAGACACCAGCGUGUUUGGCAGUGGAUUUACCUCAUCUGACGCAUCUGAGUCUUGCAAAUUUAGCAAAUCGGGUUGGAAUCUGAACAAUACAGCUAAGCUUCCUGGCUCUCUUCUUUCCUUUGAAGACUGCGAGUCUGUUUCUGUCCCUCGCCUGUGUGUAGGAAUGUGUUUUUCAACGCAGUUUUGGAAAGUUGAGAAGGACUGCCUUUACUCGCUCUGCUAUUUGCAUUUGGGUGCUCCGAGAGUUUGGUAUGCUGUUCCAGGACAUUGCAGCUUUCUGUUCAAGACUACAAGAGAACGCUUCAUCGCAGAAUUCUCCGGAGAAGAAUCCGAGAUUCAUCGUGAGACUGUUAUGACUAUGUCUCCAUAUGCAUUGAGCAUGGAGGGUAUACCCGUGACACGUUGUGUUCAGAGCUCCGGCCAGUUUGUGGUUAUAUUUCCGGGUUCCUAUUAUUUGAGCUUUGACACUGGUUUCAACUGUUUAGAGAAAGUAAAUCUGGCCCCCCUUGAUUGGCUGCCUCAUGGGUAUGCUGCUGUCUUGAUAAAUCAAGAAAAGUGGAAAAAGUCAUUGAUAUCUUACGACAAGCUGCUACUAGCAGCUGCUAGGGCAGCCGUGAGAUGUCAGUCCGAAUCUUUGUUGUUCAGGAAAAACACAUCAGACAGCAACAUGAAAUGGAAAGAUGCUUGUGGAAGGGACGGAAUAUUGCAUAGGAUCCUGAAGGCACGAGUCAAGCAGGAAAAGGAUCGGAUGGAGUAUCUCUGCAACCCGCUGAAAUCACAAAAGAUGGACAAAAACCACAACGAUGAAGUGAGGAAGAGGGAAUGCUGUGUAUGUUUUUCAGAUCUGUAUCUCUCUGCAGUUCGAUGCCCGUGUUCUGCAGAACGCUACUCGUGUUUGGUCCAUGCGAAACAGCUUUGCCCAUGUCCCAAUAAUGUCAAGAUUUUCCUGUACCGAUACACUAUCGAUGACCUGAACGUGCUUGUGGAGGCUUUGGAAGGUAAAUACAGUGCAAUGUACAGAUGGGCAAGACAAGAUCUCGACUUUAUUCCAUCUGUUGUGACCCACCUGGACAAGAAGAAGCCGGCCAGCACUAGGAAAAAUGCUGCAGCAGCUAGCAUUAAGGCACAGGUGAAGGCAAGAGUAAAGGCGAGGUUACUGGAGCGGGUAAUGAAGGUGAACGAGGAUAAGGAUGUAUCAUCCGCCGCGGUAUCGGGAGGAAAAACAAGCGAGAGAGAGAAUACAUCGAGAUCCAAUGAUGAUGGUCGAGGAGAAGAUGGAUCAUCUCAGCUUGUUAAAGGGUGUUCAUCAGGGAAGAAGAAUGGAGAGGAGAGCUCGGGGAAGGCGUCUUUGAAGAAGCCGUCAACUGCGCCAUCCGACUCUUCUGCCUCAAACAAGUCAAAGAAACAGAGACAGAUGCGAUGAAGAGAAAUGUCUUUUAGUUCGUUAUGUAUUUAUUUUUUUUGUCCACUUAUUUCUUUGAGCAGAACAGAAAACAGCAGAAUAUCAAGCUGUUUUACAAAACGUAACUUUUAAAUACUAAAUAAAUUAAGAGAAAAUCUCAAAAAUAUUUGAA
Molecule: messenger RNA, 2844 nt
Organism: Tarenaya hassleriana
Lineage: Eukaryota; Viridiplantae; Streptophyta; Magnoliopsida; Brassicales; Cleomaceae
Product: probable inactive lysine-specific demethylase JMJ19
Exons: 8
Coding region: 456-2693 (745 amino acids)
Biological process (GO): chromatin remodeling
Cellular component (GO): nucleus
Molecular function (GO): histone H3K4me/H3K4me2/H3K4me3 demethylase activity
Source: RefSeq, a predicted model, not a curated record